AUGAAGACAGAGGCCGGUCACAAGGCGAUAGCAGCAGGUGGCAAGAUGACGGUGCUCCAUGCUCCAGUUGGAGUGAUGAGCAUCGUGACCUCCUUGGUGGCUUUCUUCAUCUUAGCCAGCUCCAUCGUCUUCCUCUUUGACAGAGGCCAGGAAGAGCAAGUGCAAAUGGCAGUAGAGCAUGGACGCCAAGAAGUGCAGGUGAAGCUGGAAGCUGGGCUCCAAGAACCAGCGAUCAGAGGGACAACUGAAGAGGGGGACGCCAGCAACGAGGAGUGCAACUGGUCAAGGGGGCGGUGGGUGUACGACAACGUGUCUCGGCCAUUGUACAACGGGCUCAAGUGUGCCUUCAUCUUCCCCGAGGUGGCCUGUGACAAAUAUGGCAGGAAGGAUGUCAUGUACCAGCACUGGAGAUGGCAGCCUCAUGGAUGCGACCUCCCAAGAUUCGAUGCCAUCAAGCUGCUUGAAAAGCUGAGGAACAAGAGAUUGGUGUUUGUGGGUGAUUCAGUCAACAGGAACCAAUGGGUCUCUCUCGUGUGCAUGGUGGAGGCCUCAAUACCCGAUGACAGGCUCAAGAUACGCAUCUUCAAUGGCUCACUCAUCUCCUUCAGGGCAUUGGAAUACAAUGCAACAAUAGAUUUCUACUGGUCACCACUACUGGUUGAGUCCAACAGCGACAACCCCAUUAUUCACCGGGUGGAGUACCGGAUCAUAAGGGCAGACAGAAUUGAGAAGCAUGCCAGUGUCUGGAGGGAUGCUGACAUCGUUGUCUUCAAUUCUUACCUGUGGUGGAGGAAGCAGAAGGAUGACAUGAGGAUGAAGGUCAUGUAUGGCUCAUUUGAAGAUGGUGAUGCAAAGUUAGACGAAAUGGAAAUGGUCGAUGGUUUCGAGAUAGCUCUCAAGAAACUAACCGAAUGGCUUGGAGAGAAUAUUGACAAGAGCAAGACUAGGAUCUUUUUUGCAGGAUCAUCACCAACACAUUCCUGGGCUAGCGACUGGGGUGGAGAAGACAAGAACAAAUGCUUUAACGAAACAGAGCCGAUCUACAAAACAGGAUACAAAGCUGCAACUACAGACUACAGCUUGAUGGCCACGGCUAAGUCCUAUUUCCGAACAUUGGAACCGAAAGGCAUACAUGUUCAGAUACUUAACAUCACCGAGCUGUCUGACUACCGGAAGGACGGGCAUCCGACGGUGUUCAGGAAGCAAUAUGUUCCUCUAACGAAAGAGCAAAUUGCUGACCCAGCCAGCUACGCGGAUUGCACGCAUUGGUGCCUCCCCGGAGUUCCUGAUGUCUGGAACGAGUUUUUGUAUGGCUAUCUUGUGCAAAAAUGA
This is a messenger RNA of Miscanthus lutarioriparius, 1332 nucleotides long. The record is from the annotation of a GenBank genome assembly. NCBI's taxonomy places the organism in Eukaryota, Viridiplantae, Streptophyta, Magnoliopsida, Poales, Poaceae.